Messenger RNA from Asparagus officinalis (garden asparagus), 457 nucleotides. RefSeq lists its product as uncharacterized. The transcript has 5 exons. Lineage: Eukaryota; Viridiplantae; Streptophyta; Magnoliopsida; Asparagales; Asparagaceae. Bases 146 to 457 code for a protein of 103 amino acids. The record is from RefSeq and is a predicted model, not a curated record.
GUUGCAGAUCAGCCAAAGAGUUAGGAGGCUAUCUUUUCCUCGGGAUCGAGAAGGUCCAUCAUCCGGAUCAUCCUCACGACCAUCUCGUAGUCAGUUAUCUCUACAUGGAUCCUCACCAAUUGAAGAUAUUGUGGGGACAUCUCAAAUGGGUACACCGCAACAUCAAGACGCAUUACCAGAUAUAGACAAUGCUUGCGAUGGAUCUGGUGAUGAUGAGAUCGAGCACGAGAGAAUGUCCGGAUCUUCUCAGUCAGAGAUGGCAUGUCUCCGCCCAUGGAUUCCGUCAGUAUCUCGCAACCCUCUACCAGAAAAAGCUAUUGAAUUACAAAAAAAAUGUGAUAUGAACUACAAAUUGAAGAGAGAUGAUAUUAAAAGAAAGGAGCGUGCUAUAAAACAGAGACUAGAUAAAGCUAUGUCAGAUCUAAUGAGGGGAAAAUGCCAAAAAGAUGAUGAGUGA